CUAGCUUGUCGGUUUACGCAGUGUUCGUUGCUGUGGUUUUGUCAGCUCGGGCAGAGCUGUCAUAUUUGCAAGCUAACGUAUUAGCAACUGUCUUGUCAUGUCAAGAGCAAUCUGUCCCCUCACAACAUAGGGCUGUUAACGAGGUCAUUUCUUCGCAUAUCCACCUUUGGGUAAGGUUAGAGGAUAUAAGUCUGGGCAGAGAGCAGAAGAGUGAGAUGAAAUGACAACGUCAACAUUACAGAAAGCGAUUGAUCUUGUGACCAAAGCCACAGAGGAAGACAAGGCAAAGAAUUAUGAGGAGGCCUUGCGUCUGUACCAGCAUGCUGUGGAAUAUUUCCUACAUGCCAUCAAAUAUGAGGCCCACAGUGAUAAGGCAAAGGAGAGUAUACGAGCAAAGUGUAUGCAGUACCUGGACCGAGCGGAGAAACUCAAGGACUAUCUGAAAAAUAAAGACAAACAGGGCAAAAAGCCUGUUAAAGAGGCACAAAGCAAUGACAAGAGUGAUAGUGACAGCGAGGGUGAAAACCCAGAGAAGAAGAAACUGCAGGAGCAACUUAUGGGGGCUAUUGUAAUGGAGAAGCCAAAUGUCAGGUGGAACGAUGUGGCUGGACUGGAGGGAGCUAAGGAAGCUCUGAAGGAAGCUGUAAUCCUGCCCAUCAAGUUCCCUCACCUCUUCACAGGCAAGCGGACUCCGUGGAGAGGCAUCCUUCUGUUUGGUCCUCCGGGGACGGGGAAGUCCUACCUGGCGAAGGCUGUGGCCACCGAGGCCAAUAACUCCACCUUCUUCUCCGUGUCCUCCUCAGACCUCAUGUCCAAGUGGCUGGGAGAGAGUGAGAAACUGGUGAAGAACUUAUUUGACCUGGCUCGCCAGCACAAACCUUCAAUCAUCUUCAUCGAUGAGGUGGACUCGCUGUGCGGAUCAAGGAAUGAGAAUGAGAGUGAGGCCGCCCGCCGCAUCAAGACAGAGUUCUUGGUCCAGAUGCAAGGUGUGGGAAACAACAACGAUGGAAUCUUAGUGCUGGGGGCCACCAACAUCCCCUGGGUGCUAGACGCUGCCAUCCGCAGAAGAUUUGAGAAGCGUAUCUACAUCCCUCUCCCAGAGGAGCCAGCUCGGUCUCAGAUGUUUCGUCUCCAUCUGGGCAACACACCACACAGCCUGAGCGAGGCCGACCUGCGGCAGCUUGCCCGCAAAACAGAUGGCUACUCCGGCGCCGACAUCAGCAUCAUCGUGCGGGAUGCGCUCAUGCAGCCCGUUAGGAAGGUCCAGUCUGCUACGCACUUCAAAAAGGUUCGUGGCCCAUCCCGAAGCAACAUCCAGGUGAUGGUGGAUGACCUCUUGACUCCAUGUUCCCCUGGUGACCCUGCAGCCAUAGAGAUGACCUGGAUGGACGUGCCUAGUGAUAAGCUACUGGAGCCCAUAGUCUGCAUGUCAGACAUGCUGCGCUCUCUGUCCACCACCCGUCCCACAGUCAACACUGAAGAUCUGCUGAAGGUCAAGAAGUUCACAGAGGACUUUGGGAUGGAGGGCUGAGAGACAGAGCGCCAUCUUAACCUGCCCCACCUCCUCUCCCCUGUCUACCAGAAGGGUCAAACUGCUCCCAUCCACACUCACCCCACCCAGUAACUGCUCUACCAUCCUAUAGGCUUCCAUCUCUCAGCUGAGCGCUUGGUUCACUGCCUCUUAUGGAUUUCAAAAUAAACCACUGGUCUGUUGGAACAACAAACGAAAUCCAGGCCAGUAUUUUUGAAUGCUCCGAUAAAGUUGACCAAAUGCUACAAUAGAACAUUUUGGUGUGAUUUGGUAGUUGGACAGUAGAGCCCAUGUCUUUCCCCCCCAUUUCUGUUACAAAGCAGCCGCUACAGCAUAUUCACUACAAGAACUUCUCGUCUAACCUGCAUCGUUGUGAGGAAAGCUGAAUUGAACUGAAUGAAGUUUGUCCCUCUCUGAGCCGAUUCUAUCUGACUGAAAGACUGUAUAUUUUGUUGCCGUCGUGCACUUGGAACGCAAUGAAGGACAGUUAUGUUUGAAGAAGACACAAAAUAAGAAGACAGUUCUCCUGCCAGGCAUGUGAGUGUGUGGAUGCAUCUAAGUGUUUUUAUUAAAACAUGUGUGUGUUAUUGUAUUUGUCCAUAUGUUGAGAGCCCUGUUAUUUUGUUAUUUGAUGAAGAGUUAAAUUAAUUGACGAUCACUGCUGCCUCCGUGUCCCACUGCAGCUCUCUUUGUGUCUGCGUCAGGCCUGUACCUCAGUGCCAGCAGCAGUCUGAGCAAAGCUUCCAUAUUCAGUAUCUAAUAUGUAAGAGAUGUGCUUGAUCGAGAGCCAAACGCCACAUUUCAUCAGUCCAAAAAAUUUGAAAGCGAAAACCUCAUUGUUAACCCUCUUGUUGCUCUUGAGUGAAGAGUCUCACUAUGAGGCAACUAUUCUGGAGCUUCUCAUGAUCUUCCUCAGCAGAUGGAGUUUGUGUGUCUGUCCUGUUCAAAUUCCCAAUUUCUUGGGGCCUUUCGCUGAUGUUGGCUUAAUAGCUGAGGUUUAAAGUUUACAUUUAACCUUGAAAACAGCAGGUGGUCCAUUAAGAAACAGUUCUGGAGGUUUCAGUUGUAUAACGGGAUGUUCGUGAUCACAGUUCAUAAGUCAGCUCAAUGAGUUCUAUGGAGUGUUCCCACCAAAUUAAAAAUCUACACAUCUGCAAUUCUGGGCCAAAUCUUGAUCACUUUGCAUUUUUAAUUGGCCGAUGAUGAUCAUGUGGGUGGCUAUAGCUCAGGGGUAGAGCCAGUGUCUUGUUAUCAUAAGGUUGCUGGUUUGAUUCCCCUGGUCUGCAUGUCAGUGUGUCCUUGUGUAAGAUACUGAACCCCCAAACACUUGUAAUGUGAUUUCUUUCUGGAUUUGCUUUUAUUGAGGU
Messenger RNA from Acanthopagrus latus (yellowfin seabream), 2898 nucleotides. It is a transcript of the gene vps4a, whose product is annotated as vacuolar protein sorting 4 homolog A. Gene Ontology annotation, molecular function: ATP binding; ATP hydrolysis activity. Gene Ontology annotation, biological process: endosomal transport; vacuole organization. Lineage: Eukaryota; Metazoa; Chordata; Actinopteri; Spariformes; Sparidae. The record is from RefSeq and is a predicted model, not a curated record. The coding region runs from base 221 to 1531 and encodes 436 amino acids. The transcript has 11 exons.